Molecule: messenger RNA, 3968 nt
Organism: Onychostoma macrolepis
Lineage: Eukaryota; Metazoa; Chordata; Actinopteri; Cypriniformes; Cyprinidae
Gene: tafazzin
Product: tafazzin, phospholipid-lysophospholipid transacylase
Exons: 17
Coding region: 219-1754 (511 amino acids)
Biological process (GO): inner mitochondrial membrane organization; cardiolipin acyl-chain remodeling; mitochondrial transport
Cellular component (GO): mitochondrial membrane; mitochondrial envelope
Molecular function (GO): O-acyl-L-carnitine transmembrane transporter activity; 1-acylglycerophosphocholine O-acyltransferase activity
Source: RefSeq, a predicted model, not a curated record
UUAUUUUCAUUUAAAAGCAAGAACGUAAAAUGCAUUCAGUUUAUUAGCAAUAGCGCACGAACGUGAAUCAUGCGAUCAUGCAAUUCACAUCUAUGCCCGUUAGAGGAGGCAACUGGAUUGAAUAAGGUUCUGCAAGCUCAGGGAAAUAGUGGUAAAAGUCCAUUCAAAAGCAGAUGAUCGUAAAAGAGCGCGCGCAAACAGCUCCGAGGUUCUCUUGAAUGGUCAGCACAGAUGUGAUGAUGGACGCAGUAGAGUCAGACAGAAGGGUUUCUCCUCUGAAGAACUUUGUGGCUGGAGGGGUCGGUGGUGUCUGUCUCUUAGUCGCUGGACACCCGCUGGACACUAUCAAGGUCCGUCUGCAAACACAGGAAUGUGUUGUCUACAGAGGAACAUAUGACUGCUUACGAAAGACUGUGUCCAAGGAGGGAAUAUUUGGCCUGUAUAAAGGGAUGGGUGUCCCGCUAGCCGGUGUUACCCCAAUGAUGGCCUUGAAUUUCUUGGGCUUUGGGCUGGGAAAGGAACUUCUGCAAAGUGACCCCACCGUACCAAUCACGAACACACAGAUCUACUUGGCGGGGAUGCUGGCAGGAGUAUUCACCACUGUGAUCGUGGCCCCGGGCGAGAGAAUCAAGUGUUUACUUCAGAUCCAGUCCUCGGCCAGUCAGCUGAAGUACGCUGGACCAGUGGAUUGUGCACUGAGACUUUAUAAGGAACAGGGAAUUCGUAGUGUCUACAAGGGCACUGUUCUUACUCUAAUCAGAGAUGUGCCUUCAAAUGGUGUAUACUUUCUAACUUAUGAAUACUUAAAACAGUUUUUGACCCCUGAGGGAGAGUGUGUUCAUCAUCUCAGCACAUCCAGAGUUCUUCUUGCAGGUGGGAUUGCUGGCAUGUUAAACUGGCUGAUUGCUCUGCCUGCAGAUGUGCUUAAGUCAAACUACCAAACAGUGCAGGUGAAUGCUGUGGCAAUGCCCUUGGAGGUGACAUGGCCCUUUCCACAAUGCCCCCGGCUGGGCUGGAGAAUAUCCAGCAGAGUGAUCAUGGGAAUGGUGGGCACAUACAGUUACCUUUGGACCAAUUAUUUUAAUUCGGUGGUGGUGCACAACCAGGAUGUUUUGUUGGACCUGGUCGAUGAGCGUCCUCAGGACACGCCUCUCAUCACAUUGUGCAAUCAUCAGUCCUGUAUGGAUGAUCCACACAUCUGGGGAAUCCUGAAGCUCUGGCAUCUGUGGAACUUUAACAGGAUGAGAUGGACACCUGCCGCCUCUGACAUCUGUUUCACAAGAGAACUACACUCCAGCUUCUUCAGCAGAGGGAAAUGUGUGCCUGUUGUUAGAGGAGAUGGAGUAUAUCAGAAAGGAAUGGAUUUCCUCUUGGAAAGGCUGAAUCAAGGGGAAUGGGUACACAUAUUUCCAGAAGGUAAAGUUAACAUGACUGAAGAGUUCAUGAGGAUAAAAUGGGGAAUCGGGCGUUUGAUUGCAGAGUGCUCUCUUCACCCAAUCAUUUUACCGAUGUGGCAUGUAGGUAUGAGUGAUGUUUUACCAAAUCAAACGCCAUACGUCCCUCGAGUAGGACAGCGAAUAACUGUCUUAGUUGGAAAACCGUUCACUGUCAGACAUCUGGUAAAUACACUGAGAGCUGACAACUCAAGUUCGAUGGAAAUGCGGAAAACACUGACAGACUUUAUUCAAGGGGAGUUUCGCAGCUUGAAAGCCCAGGCGGAGGCGCUUCAUCACAGGAUACGGAAACACUCGUGACCCAUGAAGGGACGUAUUACAGGAUAAAGGGCUAUAGAGGACAUUACCCGUUAGCUAACCCGGGCCUUACAACUCAGCAUAGACACUGAGGAGAUACAAUCAUACAGAUGACUGCACCCAAAGUGCUUUACGGCAUCCUUUGAAGUAAAAUUAUAUCCAUGGGUGUCCGUUCAUUUAUGUGUGGACAGUCAGACAUGGGCUAAGGAGAACAGAGAUCUUUUGUGUUUGUAAUACCUCUAUAGAGAAAGUAAAUUAAUUUUGAGCAAUGUUCAGGACCUCAGGAGACAUGUUAUGUGCAUAUCAGUGACUGAAAAUGCCUUGUAGACUGUGAAGCACAAUAUGUUGCAUUCUUCCACAGUCUUUUUCUUCUUCAUUGUAAUUGUACAGAAUACUUCACCCAUCAAAAAUAGCAUUAGCAUUUAGAACGAUGAAAGUAACUCUUUUACAUCCUAGCGUGUGAAUGUGUCAUUAUCUUUUUUUCUUUGUAUGAAAUUUCCUAAACAUCUUAAAUUUGUAUACGCAGUUGGAUGGAUCAUAGAUGGGUUAGUGAUUAUUGUGGCAACUCAAAUUCUUGAUUUAAAGUGGGACUGCUGAAGCAUUUAGUAAUUUUUUUAAAUUACAGAUUGAGACAUUUUUAAUGUAAGAUACUAGCUGUUAGACUUUUUAUAAUUGAUGCAGUAUUUGACUGUAUAUACACUGUAAAUACAAAAUAAUUCAUACAGAAAUACUGUAAAUACAGAAUUAUUUCAGAAUGGACCUAUAGGCAUUUGUGCCUAUUGCAGAAUAUAAUUAUUCUCGCUUGCCAUGACAACUGAUGAAACAGACAGAAUAUUUUAAAAUCUGCUGCACUAUGAUCUUUAAACAAAAUCAUCAACAUGAUGGAAAGAAAGUUGAAAAAUGCCUAUGAAAUACAUUUUAGAGACAUUCGAUCUGUUGUUCAAAAUAAAAAUCCUUAAAGUUUUUCUAAACUCAAAUUUUUAUAAAACAUAAUUGAUAUUAUCCGUUAGAAGGCAUUUUCAUACAACAACUUACAAAAUUUAAACAAUGAAAAGUGACAAAUCUGAGUGGACAUGUUAAAGAUUUAAAUAAAUGAUCUCUCUCUUGUGUGACCUACUGUAUAAGGCACAGACAGAAAACAUGACAACAAACAGUUGUUUGAAUCUGAUAAAAAAUUAUUGUAAUCUUCCAGUCACUGUAUUUCAAAGUAGUAGGUAUUUAUUGCAAAUACAGUUGAAGUCAAAAGUUUACCUUGCAGAAUCUGCAAAAUGUUAAUUAUUUUACCAAAAUAAAAGAGAUCAUACAAAAUGCAUGUUAUUGUUUAUUUAGUACAGACCUGAAUAAGAUAUUUCACAUAAAAGAUGUUUACAUAUAGUCCACAAGAGAAAAUAAUAGCUGAAUAUAUAAAAAUGACCCUGUUCAAAAGUUUACAUCCCCUUGAUUCUUAAGACUUUGUUCACUGAAUGAUCCACAGCUGUGUUUUUAGUUUAGUGAUGGUUGUUCAUGAGUCCCUUGUUUGUCCUGAACAGUUAAACUACCUGCUGUUCUUCAGAAAAAUCCUUCAGAUCCCUCAAAUUAUUUGGUUUUCCAGCAUUUUUGUGUAUUUGAACCCUUUCCAACAAUGACUUUGAGAUCCAUCUUUUCGCACUGAGGACAAUGAGGGACUCGUAUGCAACUAUUACAGAAGGUUCAAACGCUCUUUGACGCUCCAGAAUUGAUCAAUCUCAAUCUCAGGGAAGUAAAAGUCAAAUACUAAUAAAUGAAAUUCAAAAGAUUGGUCACAUGACCCACAGGGGUCCAUUUUGUUUCCACUUUCAGGAUGAGCACAUGUCACAAUGACUCCAUGUUUUUUCCAAUGAAAAGUGCAUUUUUCAUAAAUUUUCAUACAUACAGGGGCUGGUCAUGUAAUUAGAAUAUCAUCAAAAAUUUGAUUUAUUUCAACUUAUUCCAUUCAAUAAGUGAAACUUGUAUAUUAUAUUCAUUCAUUACACAGACUGAUAUAUUUCAAAUGUUUAUUUCUUUUAAUUUUGAUGAUUAGAGCUUACAGCUCAUGAAAGUCAAAAAUCAGUAUCUCAAAAUAUUACAAUAUUUACAUUUGAGUUUGAAUAAAUGACCAUCCCUACAGUAUAAAUUCUGGGUGUCUCUUGUUCUUUGAAACCACAAUAAUGGGGAAGACUGCUGACUUGGCAAUGAUCCAGAAGACGAACAUUGACACCC